UCGGAUAUGCCCGCUACUUCCUGCGUGUGUAUGUGUUCGCCGAGAUUAGACUUCCCGCUCCGAAAGAGGUGUACUGAUAUCAGUAAGCGCAUUUGUUCUGCACGUCUGUAAGGAAGGAAUUCGAGGUUCACCAGUUUUCAUGUAAAGAUGACACAAACCAGUACUGAUCGCUGACUUGGGAGUAAAAGGUCAACUGUUGGACAAUGAGGUGAAGGUGAUCAGCUGCUACAUUGACUCCUACAUUUCUGAGUCCACACCUGUCUAAAUCGAGCUCAGGAUCAACAACAACACACAAAAUGCACUCUCCAAGCUGUGAUAUUCAGCAGGAGACUGGUGGAGACAUAAAUAGCCAAAGUCACAAGGACAAGAACGAUUCGUGCCACACCUCUACAGUUCCCCCUGGCUGGAUCAGAGAGGUGAAGCAGAGGAAAACAGGCAAAACAGCAGGCAAAAUGGAUGUGUACAUUAUAAGUCCCCAAGGGUUGAGGUUCCGGUCAAGAGCAUCCCUGCAUGCUUUCCUCCAAGAAAAUGGAGAAGGGAACUUGGACAUAAACCUUUUCAACUUCACUGCCUCCAGAGGUGAUGAUGUCAUCACCCCUUCCCAAGUGAAACAGACAAGACGAAAGAAAAAACAUGCAGAUAAACAGCAGGUAGAUGCAACAGAAAUAUUGCAUCCACCUCCAAAUAAAUCUCUAAGAGCCUCUUCAUUGCCGAGAUGUACUAAAGACAAUAAAGUAAAGAUUUCAGAAGAUACUAACCAUUUUAACACUGACACUGUACCAGAAGAGAUUCCACAUGUACAAGAGGCACAAGCUGCACCUUCAACCACAGAGGAUGAUAUGGCACUGCAGAGGAGCCCUCAGAGGGUCAGCAGAGGGGGUCUGCUGAGAGAGAAGCUACUCAGACUCACUCCUAGCAGUAACCAACAAAACAGCUUGAUUGUUCACAAAGACAAGCAAGCAGUCUCGCAGCCUUCUGUGCCGACUCUGAAUGUUGAACCUGCCACUGAGAGCGAGAACGAGGGUGAGGAUGAACGAGGCAGGAAGGAGAUACAGAUUCACAGCAAAGGUGACAACAAGCCUAAUUCUGAACUGGAUGCUGUUGCUGACAGUCGCCUAGAUGUGGAAGAGGAGGUGUUGUUACCUGAAAUCACUGGUGGGAGCUGCACGCUAGUGAGAGAUUCCCAGAAUAAGUCCAAGAGUGUGGAAGACAAAAGGAAAACAAGCCCAUAUUUCAGCAGGAAGCCCCCCGGCGAUGUCCUCAGCCCACCCAGGAGGAAGGUCUUCAAGAAGUGGACACCCCCUCGAUCCCCUUACAGCCUUGUGCAGGAAACUCUUUUCCAUGACCCCUGGAAGCUCCUGGUGGCCACAGUUUUUCUAAAUAAGACCAGUGGCAAGAUGGCAAUACCAGUCCUGUGGCAGUUCUUUGAGCGGUACCCCUCUGCAGAGGUGACCCGGGAGGCCGACUGGAAGCCCAUGUCUGAACUUAUGAAGCCGCUGGGCCUGUAUGAGCUCAGAGCUAAAACACUCAUCCGCUUCUCAGAUGAAUAUCUGACUAAACAGUGGCGUUACCCCAUUGAGCUACAUGGCAUUGGGAAGUAUGGCAACGACUCCUACAGGAUCUUCUGUGUGGGAGAAUGGAGGCAGGUGACACCUGAAGACCACAAGUUAAACAAAUACCACGCCUGGCUGUGGGAGAACCAUGAAAGACUUGGAAUCUGAAACACAGAGUUUAAGGAACUGCAAGGAAGAUUUGUUGUGGCGCAGUUAUCUAACAAUAUUAGUAUUAUGAUGAGCUUACAAUGUUAAACCUGGAUUUCUUUGCAAUUAUGCGGUGACUUUCUGAAGGUAUAAGUGUUCUUCAGUAAGUUUUAUUGAAUGAAUAAUAAAAUGUUUUAAAUGGUUUAACUUGAA
This is a messenger RNA of Scatophagus argus, 1913 nucleotides long. It is a transcript of the gene mbd4, whose product is annotated as methyl-CpG binding domain protein 4. Gene Ontology annotation, biological process: DNA repair. Gene Ontology annotation, cellular component: nucleus. The transcript is spliced from 8 exons. The record is from RefSeq and is a predicted model, not a curated record. Bases 297 to 1721 code for a protein of 474 amino acids. Gene Ontology annotation, molecular function: pyrimidine-specific mismatch base pair DNA N-glycosylase activity; DNA binding. NCBI's taxonomy places the organism in Eukaryota, Metazoa, Chordata, Actinopteri, Scatophagidae.